This is a messenger RNA of Abrus precatorius (Indian licorice), 2247 nucleotides long. RefSeq names its product protein TPX2. The record is from RefSeq and is a predicted model, not a curated record. NCBI's taxonomy places the organism in Eukaryota, Viridiplantae, Streptophyta, Magnoliopsida, Fabales, Fabaceae. The transcript has 18 exons. Bases 1 to 2247 code for a protein of 748 amino acids. Gene Ontology annotation, molecular function: microtubule binding; protein kinase activator activity. Gene Ontology annotation, cellular component: mitotic spindle; nuclear microtubule. Gene Ontology annotation, biological process: regulation of mitotic spindle organization; activation of protein kinase activity; mitotic spindle assembly.
AUGGCGGUGGCAGAGGAAACCGGUGGAGGCACUGUGAUCGACGAGAGUUAUGAGUUCUCGGCGCCGCGAUUCUUCGAUUUCAAUAAAGGAGAAUCCAACGAGGAAACUCUUAAGGCCGAGCUCUGGUUCGACACCGCUCUAUCCUACGCUCCUUCUCCAUUCAUGCCUAAAAUCAAGACUGCUAGAUCUAUUACCGUAGAUAGCUUGUGUGAUUUUAGCGAAGCUGACAAAAUGCAGAAGAUUUUAGCUAAUGCUGAUGAUAAGGUUGUGGAAACCAAAAUGCCUCCAUGCCUGACUACUGAAAUAAAGGAAGAUGAAGCUGACAAAAUGCAAAAGACGUCAGAAAAUGUUGAUGAUAAAGUUCUGGAAACCAACUUACUACAACCACAGUGCAUGACAACGAAGGAAGAUGAUGCUCCUUGCCCUGAUAAGGAAAGAAGUGAGAGUGAUUGUAAAGAGGAUAGAGCCUGUGCUGAAGUAGCAAAAUAUGCUUGCACCCCAAAUCCAACAUUGCAGAAAAAAGUCUUGGCAUCAUCCACGAAUUCCAAGAAGCCACAGAAUAAGAAAAUAGCCACGAAUACAAAAGCUCAGUUACAGUCGGGGACCAAGAAGAACAUUGCGGGGACUCCUCACUUGGCCCAAGAGAAUCAAGCUAUUAAGAGGCAAAAAUUGGAAGGAGGAAAAACUAGACAGAUUCUGAAUGUCAAACAUCAAACUUUGCCUCAUAAUAAGUCAAAAUUGGGUUUAACCACUGGCAACGUGUCUUCAAGCACUAGUAAAACUUACAAAGAGGACAGAAAGGUUUAUGUUCGUGAAACACCAACAACACCAGCAUCUGUACCAUUUGUAUCAAUGGCAGAAAUGAUGAAAAGAUUCCAGUCUAGUACGAGAGACCUCUUGAUCCAGACGAAACCAAAACUCACAUUGACCAGGCCUAAGGAACCUGAAUUUGAGACAACUCAGCGGGUUCGCCCAGCUAGGGUGAAGAGUAGUGCUGAACUUGAGGAAGAAAUGAUGGCCAAAAUGCCAAAAUUCAAGGCUCGACCAUUGAAUAAGAAGAUUUUGCAAACUGCAACUUUGCCUCCCAUUCCCAGAAGUACACCACAGCCACCAGAUUUUAAGGAAUUUCAUCUGGAAACCUCAGCUAGGGCCCAUCCAAAUGCAGAUUCAGCUUCAAUAGCUUCAACAGAGGUAUCUCAAAAGGAAAAUUCAUGGAAGCUUCCUCAUCUUACAGAACCUAAAACACCGGUACUCCAAACGUCACUAAGAGCCCGUCCACCCAAGGUGAAAAGCUCAUUAGAAUUAGAGCAAGAGGAGCUUGAAAAGAUCCCUAAGUUCAAGGCAAAACCUCUAAAUAAGAAGAUCUUUGAAAGUAAAGGGGAUAUUGGAGUAUUCUGCCAUACCAAGAAACAUGUUACCGAGCCUCAAGAAUUUCACUUUGCCACAAAUGAGAGGAUUCCCCCACCUGCUACUGUGGCUGAUUUAUUUGGCAAGCUAUCUUUGAAGUCUGAACCUGCACGUGACCACAACCCACUUCCAAGAAACACAAUACCAAAUCCAUUUCAUCUCCACACAGAGGAAAGAGGUGCUGAGAAAGAGAAGAAACUGAUCAUGGAACUUCUGCAUAAACAGUGGGAAGAGGAAAAUGCAAGGAUUCCCAAGGCUAAUCCAUACCCUUAUACCACUGAUUACCCUGUGAUUCCACCAAAACCUGAACCCAAGGAAUGCACAAAACCAGAGCCAUUCCAAUUGGAGAGCCUAGUGAGACAUGAGGAAGAAAUGCAAAGGGAACUGGAAGAAAGACUUAGAAUGGAAGAAGAAGAGGCUCAGAUGAGAGAGUUUAAGGCUCAACCAAUCUUAAAAGAGGACCCAAUCCCCGUUCCAGAAAAGGUCCGCAAACCUCUCACACAAGUUGAGGAGUUUAAGUUACACGUGAAUCAUCGGGCUGUGGAUAGAGCUCAAUUUGAUGAAAGGAUUAAGGAAAAAGAGAUGAUGUACAAGCGGUACAGAGAGGAGAGUGAAGCAGCAAGAAUGAUAGAGGAAGAGAAAGCAUUGAAACAGUUGAGAAGGACGAUGGUGCCUCAUGCUAGACCAGUUCCCAAUUUUGAUCAUCCGUUUUAUCCUCAAAAGUCUUCGAAGGACACGACGAAACCCAAGUCACCAAAGUUGCGUGUAGUCCAUAGAAAGGAGAGACGAAAGGUAUUCAAUGGAACCGUAAUCUCGAGUCCUGCCGCUAACAUGAGAUGA